Messenger RNA from Pipistrellus nathusii (Nathusius's pipistrelle), 1698 nucleotides. The record is from the annotation of a GenBank genome assembly. NCBI's taxonomy places the organism in Eukaryota, Metazoa, Chordata, Mammalia, Chiroptera, Vespertilionidae.
AUGCCCCAGGCCUCUGAGCACCGCCUGGGCCGGACCCGAGAGCCAUCUGUCAAUGUCCAGCCCCGAGUGGGAUCCAAACUACCAUUUGCCCCCCGGGCUCGCAGUAAAGAGCGUCGAAACCCAGCCCCUGGGCCGAACCCCAUGUUACGGCCUCUGCCUCCCCGGCCAGGUCCACCUGAGGAACGGCUCAAGAAACUGGAGCUGGGACGGACACGGACCUCAGGCCCUCGUCCCAGAGGCCCCCUUCGGGCAGAUCAUGGAGUUCCCCUGCCUGGCUCCCCACCCCCGGCUGUGGCUCUGCCUCUCCCAAACAGGACCAGCCUGACCCGGGCCAAGUCUGUGAGCAGCGGGGACUUGCGUCCAGUGGGGGUCGCCUUGGGAGGGCAUCGGGGCGCGGGAGAGCUAGGGGCUGCCUUGAGCCGCUUGGCGCUCCGGCCUGAGCCACCCACUUUGAGACGCAGCACCUCUCUCCGCCGCCUCGGGGGCUUUCCUGGGCCCCCCACCUUGCUCAGCAUACGGACAGAGCCCCCUACCUCCCAUGGCACUUUCCGCGUGAUAUCUGCCCGGCCCUCCAAGCCUUUCUACUCCGAUGACAAGAUGGCUCAUCACACACUGCUUCUGGGCUCUGGUCAUGUUGGCCUCCGAAAUCUGGGGAACACGUGCUUCCUGAACGCCGUGCUGCAGUGCUUGAGCAGCACUCGGCCUCUGCGGGACUUCUGCCUGCGAAGGGACUUCCGGCAAGAGGUGCCUGGAGGGGGCCGAGCCCAAGAGCUCACUGAAGCCUUUGCAGAUGUGAUUGGGGCCCUGUGGCACCCUGACUCUUGUGAAGCAGUAAAUCCUACUCGAUUCCGAGCUGUCUUCCAGAAAUACGUGCCCUCCUUCUCUGGAUACAGCCAGCAGGAUGCCCAGGAGUUUCUGAAGCUCCUCAUGGAGCGGCUACACCUUGAAAUCAACCGACGGGGCCGCCGGGCUCCCCCAAUCCUGGCCAGUAGUCCGGCUCCCUCUCCACCCCUCUGUGGAGGGGCUCUGCUAGAAGAACCUGACUUAAGUGACAAUGACCGGGCCAACCUAAUGUGGAAGCGUUACCUGGAGCGAGAGGACAGCAAGAUUGUGGACCUGUUUGUGGGCCAAUUGAAAAGUUGUCUCAAGUGCCAGGCCUGUGGGUAUCGCUCCACGACCUUCGAGGUUUUUUGUGACCUGUCCCUGCCCAUCCCUAAGAAAGGAUUUGCUGGGGGCAAAGUGUCUCUGCGGGACUGCUUCAACCUCUUCACCAAGGAAGAAGAGCUAGAGUCGGAAAAUGCCCCAGUGUGUGACCGAUGUCAGCAGAAAACCCGAAGUACCAAAAAGUUGACAGUACAGAGAUUCCCCCGAAUCCUCGUACUUCAUCUGAAUCGCUUUUCCGCCUCCCGAGGCUCCAUCAAGAAAAGCUCCGUGGGUGUGGACUUCCCGCUGCAGCGCCUGAGCCUGGGGGACUUUGCCAGCGACCAAGCCGGAAGCCCCGUCUACCAGCUGUACGCCCUGUGCAACCACUCGGGCAGCGUCCACUACGGCCACUACACCGCCCUGUGCCGCUGCCAGACGGGCUGGCACGUCUACAACGACUCUCGGGUCUCUCCGGUCAGCGAGAACCAGGUGGCGUCCAGCGAGGGCUACGUGCUCUUCUACCAGCUGGCGCCGGAGCCGCCCCGCUGCCUGUGA